UUUUUUCCUUAAUUUCCUAUUCACCCUCCCCCUCCAUUAUUAAACAACUCAUCUUAAACCAUUAAACAAACACACUUGUAUCCAAAUUACACCUUCUUUUUUAUUAUUAAUUUUUCCUUAAUUUGCUUGCUUCUUGCUAAAAUAAAUCUUCUAAAUUGUCUUAGAUUUCAUAAGAUUUCUUUUUCUUUUUUUAUUCAAGAUUACAGAGAAGAAAAACAGUGAAUGUGCUGCUGCUCUUUGUCUUGUUCCUCCACACUUCUGCUUCUUUUUUUCCUUUCACAAACUCCAAUUUUUAAUUCAAUUCAAACCCAACAAAGUUCCUUUGGAAUUUGGGCUUUUCUGCAUCUUUUUAGGGCUGCAAACACAGCCAUGCUUGUCUCUUGAAAGAUCAAUAUAGUUAUAAUUGUUUUAAAGAUUGAAACUUUAAAAUACCCUUUUUCUGUUUCUCUUUCUCUCUCUCUCUCUUUAGGGUGUUUCUUGUUUUUGAUCAUUGUUCUUUAGUGUGUUUUCUGGGCUUGUGUGUUUUCUUGACUAAAUUCACACAAAACAAUGCUGCAAUUAUAUGGUUUUUGAAUUUUUUUUUUUUAUAAAAAUUAAAACUUUAUAUAUAUUUUUUUUCCUGAAAAAGGUUCUCUGCCAACAACUGGCUGUCCUGUUAACAUAAAGUCUUCACAUCCUCAUACCUUUGUCACUAACUUCUGUCACCCCCCAAAUACCCUUUCAGAUUAGGGGCAUGAAGGUUUGAGAUUAAAGAAAAAUGGGUGUGAAAAUGCAAGGGGGGCAUCAUCAUCUAGUGGCAGUGAGUUUGAAUGAGCAGCAAUUGGGGACAAAAAGGAAGUACAGAUCAUAUGUUCCAAGAACAAAUCAAGGGAAAUAUUUAAUAUUAUGGAUAAUUGUUUUUGGGUUUGCUGCAAUUCAUGUUUACAGAAGUAUAGAUGCAGAACAUCAACAGAGGAUCCAAGAAGGCUUGGUUAGUAUGUGUGAUCAAAGAGCAAGAAUGUUGCAAGAUCAGUUUAGUGUUUGUGUUAAUCAUGUUCAUGCUCUUGCUGUUUUGGUUUCUACUUUUCAUUACUACAAGAACCCUUCAGUUAUUGAUCAGGAUACAUUUGCAGAGUAUACAGCAAGAACUGCAUUUGAGAGACCGUUAUUAAGCGGGGUAGCGUAUGCACCGAGGGUACUGAAUUCCGAACGAGAAGACUUCGAAAGUCAACAUGGUGGGACGAUAAGAACAAUGGCCAACAAGGAGCCGUCCCCUCACCGCGAUGAAUACGCACCCGUGAUAUUCUCUCAAGAAACCGUUUCUUACCUCAAUUUGCUAGAUAUGAUGUCCGGCGAGGAGGACCGAGAGAAUAUCUUGAGGGCUCGGUCAACCGGGAAGGCGGUGCUCACAAGCCCUUUUAAGCUUUUGGGUUCUCAUCAUCUCGGAGUCGUGUUAACCAUUCCCGUUUACAAAUCGAAGCUGCCCCCAAAUGCAUCGGUCAGAGAUCGCAUUGAAGCUACCGCAGGAUAUCUUGGUGGAGCUUUCGAUGUCGAGUCCCUCGUUGAAAACCUGCUCGGUCAGCUUGCUGGAAACCAGGAGAUUAUCGUUAAAGUGUACGAUGUCACCAACACGUCGGAUCCUUUGAUUAUGUACGGCCGACAGACUCAAGAAGGUGACCCUACACGUGUACAUGUCAGCAGGCUCGACUUUGGUGAUCCGUAUAGGAAGCACCAUAUGACGUGUAGGUAUCUGCAUGAGGCGCCCAUAUCACGAACCGCGAUGAUCACUGCAGUUUUGGGCUAUGUGAUUGUUAUCUUAGUGGGUUACAUGUUUUAUACGGGUGCCAUUCAUAUUGUUCAAGUUGAAGACGAUUUCGACACAAUGCAGAAGUUAAAAGUCCGUGCAGAAGCUGCUGAUGUCGCCAAAUCCCAGUUUCUUGCUACCGUUUCACAUGAAAUCAGAACUCCCAUGAAUGGCAUCCUCGGGAUGCUUGCAUUGCUUCUUGAUACGGAUUUAAGUUCAACACAAAGAGAUUAUGCUCAAACGGCUCAGGCUUGCGGACGUGCUUUAAUCACUUUGAUCAAUGAAGUGCUUGAUCGGGCUAAGAUUGAAGCCGGGAAGUUGGAACUAGAGGCGGUCCCGUUUGAUCUACGGUCCAUAUUAGACGACGUACUCUCGUUAUUUUCUGAAAAGUCCCGAAAUAAAGGCAUUGAGUUGGCGGUGCUUGUAUCGGAUAAAGUCCCGCAAAUUGUGAUGGGUGAUCCUGGAAGAUUCAGACAAGUGAUAACGAAUCUUGUGGGAAACUCGGUUAAAUUUACUGAACAAGGACAUAUAUUUGUGCAAGUCCAUCUGGCUGAACAUUCUAAAGCGGUACAAGAUGCAAAACUCGAGAGUUGUAUGAACGGAAGAUCUAACGGACCCCAGUCGAAAACGUUAAGCGGCCGUGAAGCAGCCGACGACCGGAACAAUUGGGACAGAUUCAAACAUUUAAUAGCAGACGAAGAAUUCCCGUUUCAAGUGCUAACAUCUGACGGGAACUCUCAGAACGUUAAUCUUAUGGUCUCGGUUGAAGACACGGGAAUCGGGAUCCCGUUACACGCUCAAGAACUCGUUUUCAUGCCUUUUAUGCAAGCCGAUAGUUCAACCUCUAGACAUUACGGUGGAACGGGAAUCGGGUUAAGUAUCAGUAAGUGUCUGGUUGAGUUAAUGGGUGGUCAGAUAAGCUUCAUUAGCCGACCGCAAAUCGGUAGCACGUUUUCGUUCACCGCUAAAUUCACACGGUGCGAGAAAAACACGGUGGCGGACCUGAAAAGAUCUCUUUAUGACGAUUUACCGACUUCUUUUAAAGGGAUGAAAGCAACUGUCGUUGAUACGAAACCCGUUAGAGCUGCGGUAACACGAUACCAUUUAAAACGGUUAGGUGUUUCAGUGGACGUUGUCAGUAGCAUAAAAACUGCAGUUUCGGGUUCGGGUUCUUGUUCUUGUUCGGGUCAACCGGAUAUGAUUCUAGUUGAGAAAGACGUGUGGUUAUCGGGUGAUGAUUUGAACAACGUACCGGUUUUCGGGCACAAGUUAAAAUCGCCUAAAAUGAUCCUUCUUGCUACGAAUGUAACCGGUGGUGAACUUGAUAAAGCGAAAGCCGCAGGGUUUUCAGAUACUUUGAUCAUGAAACCGUUGAGAGCUAGUAUGGUGGCCGCGUGUCUUCAACAGGUGUUGGGAACAGGAAAGGCGGAACAAGGUAAAGUUAUGGCAAACGGGUCGGUUUAUCUUCGGGGUUUGCUUCUCGGGAAGAAAAUAUUGGUCGUUGAUGACAACCGAGUGAACCGUAGGGUUGCAGCCGGUGCGUUAAAGAAGUUCGGGGCUGAGGUCGAGUGUGCUGAAAGCGGGAAAGCAGCUCUCGAUUUGCUUCAAAUCCCGCACGGGUUUGAUGCUUGCUUUAUGGAUAUUCAAAUGCCCGAAAUGGACGGAUUCGAGGCCACACGACGUAUUCGGAAGAUGGAAGACAAGGUAAACGAGCAACAAGACGGGUGUUGUGAGAGUCGAACGUGGCAUUUACCGAUCCUAGCGAUGACCGCGGAUGUGAUCCAAGCCACAUUUGAAGAGUGCCAAAAGAGCGGAAUGGACGGCUACGUGUCAAAACCGUUUCAGGAAGAAAAUCUUUAUCAAGAGGUUGCCAAGUUUUUCGAAUCCAAACCCGCUACCGAUUCAUAAGAAAUCAUAAAACAAAUUUGCCAGCAAGUUUUGCAUAUUUUCUUGUGCUGGUGUGGUGCAUAAUUUCGGAAUGUCGUGAAACCGGUGGUGUAGAUUUGGGUAACCGGUUGUAACCGUAACCAACUUUCGAUCUAACUCGAUUUGCUUGUAGACGGAUUGACCCGUGGGCGUGUUUGUAUAGAUGGUGGUUUAGGGUAAGUGCAAAGAUUGUAUCUUGUGACCGAUUGUGUUGUCUUGUGUCGCUAAUACGGUGUCGGUAUAGAUAUUGUCUUGUGUCACUAAUACGGUGUUGGUAUAGAUAUUGAGAGGCUGCUGGAAUCACACGUUUAGUGUUGCAUGAAUUGAGCAACAUACUUACAUUUUUGUUCCA
Helianthus annuus (common sunflower) is the source of this 4061-nucleotide messenger RNA. RefSeq names its product histidine kinase 4. Gene Ontology annotation, molecular function: phosphorelay sensor kinase activity. NCBI's taxonomy places the organism in Eukaryota, Viridiplantae, Streptophyta, Magnoliopsida, Asterales, Asteraceae. The record is from RefSeq and is a predicted model, not a curated record. The transcript is spliced from 9 exons. The coding region runs from base 758 to 3691 and encodes 977 amino acids. Gene Ontology annotation, biological process: phosphorelay signal transduction system; phosphorylation.